AUGAUUGAUAUUCCUACUGAUGCCACUGUUCGUCCUUUAUUGAUCGAGUUAAGAUCUGCUCCUGCAUACUGUUGUCUGAUCGACGAUACAGAGUUAGAUGAUGGUUUGCCAUGGUAUCAUGGCAUAUAUCACUUUCUGAGACUUGACGUAUAUCUUGAGGCCGCCACGACCAAGGAUAAGAGAGCAUUGAGACAGCUGGCUACCCGAUUCAUGAUUUGUGGCGAGACGUUGUACAGACGAUCAGCUGAUGGGAUAUUGCUAUUGUGUUUGGACCAUGCUUCUGCCGAUCGAGUUAUGAGAGAGGUUCAUGAGGGAGUCUGCGAACCACAUAUGGGAGGACAUAUGUUGACCCGUAAGAUCAUGAGGACUGACUAUUUCUAG
Vitis riparia (riverbank grape) is the source of this 381-nucleotide messenger RNA. RefSeq lists its product as uncharacterized. The record is from RefSeq and is a predicted model, not a curated record. Lineage: Eukaryota; Viridiplantae; Streptophyta; Magnoliopsida; Vitales; Vitaceae. The transcript has a single exon. Bases 1 to 381 code for a protein of 126 amino acids.